AUGCCUGGGACGGUCGCCGAGGGACCGACGGUCUCUAUGUCCUUCGCCAACAACUUCUGGGGCAAGGAAGAUGCAGGUCUACAGCCGAUGCUGGAUCGUAUGCACGGAUCAAAGGUCACUAGUGAUGAAUUGAAGGCUUUCUACAGCGUGAGAGCUUCUAUCGAAGACGAAUAUGCGCGCAAACUCCAGGCACUCUGUCGCAAGUCCCUAGGAUCAGUCGAAACCGGAUCUCUGCGAACUUCCCUCGACGUGGUACGGGGAGAGACUGAAGCGAUCGCCAAGGCACAUGCUGCUAUUGCGGGUCAGAUGAAGAUCGAGCUCGAAGAACCAUUAACGGCAUUUGCUAGUGGUCUUAAGGAGAGACGGAAAAUCAUUCAAAAUGGCAUCGAGCGCCUCCACAAGACAAAGAUGCAGCAAACGCAAACUGCCAACAAGGCUCGAGACCGGUACGAACAGGACUGUUUACGAAUCAAGGGAUACCUUGCACAAGGACACAUGGUGAUGGGUCAGGAGGAACGGAAGAAUAAGGCGAAGCUUGAAAAGACCCAGAUCCAGCUUGCGUCUAAUAGCCAAGAAUACGAGGCUGCGAUCAAAAUCCUCGAGGAUACGACCGGCCGGUGGAAUAAAGAGUGGAAAGCUGCGUGUGAUAAAUUCCAAGAUCUCGAAGAAGAACGUCUCGACUUCACGAAGAGCAGUCUGUGGACCUAUGCGAAUAUUGCGUCGACUGUUUGUGUUAGCGACGAUGCUUCCUGUGAGAAGAUCCGGCUCUCUCUUGAGAAUUGCGAAGUGGAGAAGGACAUUGUCUACUUUAUUAAGGAGCGUGGAACUGGUCAAGAGAUCCCAGAUGCUCCUCGAUUCAUCAACUUCUGUAAAGAGGACGACGACGUCUCUGAUAUUGAAGACGGAGAAGGUUACUCUGUCGCCCAGUUCCAACGCACUAUGAACCCUGCCUUCCGCACGUCUUCUCCACAGCCUUCGACUUUCGAGUCCCACCAUGAUCCUCAGUCUGACCUUGCAGCACAAAUGGGUCAUCCAGCACCGGCGCCAGCGCCAGCACCAGUGUCUGCUCCCGCUUCUGUUGCUGCCCCUGCUGCUGUUCCUGCUGCUAUGCCUGCUCCCAUAAACAAUGCACAGCAACCAGCUCCCCUAGAUUUACGCCGAGGCGGACAGCUUCCGCCAAAUUAUGACCCUGAGCAGCAUGGGGAGAUCAACUCAAUCCCUCAUAAUGCUUACCCAACUGAUGGUAUGACAAUGUUCUGUCGCACCGGACCACCAUCAGAGCGAAGCUCCGCAGCUAGUGGCUACCGACCAUCAAGCCGGGACUCUCAAAGUGAAGUUUCAAAUCCAACUUCAAUGUCUAGCGUGGAGUCCCCUAUCAUGACCAAGCCUCCACCGAAGCCAACCAAUAGCGAGCCAAUCCCGAGCUCCAGGGAUGCCAGAGAUGCCAGAGAUGACAAGUCAGUUCAAAAGAAAAAGAGUGCAUUCUUUAGCAACAGUCCUUUCCGGCGUAAGAGCCGUCAUGAUAAAGAGCGGCCAACCAUCUCGGCUCAGCCUGUAUCGCGAAGCCCUUGGAGCUCUCCUACCAAACAGGCCAGCCCGACCAAGGCUCCUCAAGCCCAGCCUGAACGCCACAGCCCUGAACCAGUCGACCCUCGUGCUAAUUUCCAGCUUAAUGUUGGCAAUAAUGUCUUCGACGUGGCUUCUCCAGACAAGAAUACUCGAGCAGGAGCCCAGCAGAACAAGGGAGCUGAGGAUGAUAUGGAUCCUAUUGCCCGAGCUCUUGCGGAUCUCAAGACAACUGGCAAGCAGUCCAGUCUUCGCGUGUCGGCUGAUAGAUACCACGGUAUUCAAACUCCGACUCCCUCGGCUCCUUCAUCUGCCUAUGGUGGAAGCUCUUCUGGUGCGCCUCCGGCAUAUAACGACCCUUCGGUAAAGCGACUCGACGCACCAGAACCGGCUUUUACAUCAAAGCAAAUGCAAAAGACCACACAACGCUACACUGGACAGACGCAGAGCAUGCUCCGAGGUGGAAGUAAUAACCCCAGCAGAGCCCCCGCGACUAAGACGGAGGCGCCUCGUUCUAGAUCUCCAGCACCCCGGCGCAGCGCCAGUCCUCAGGUUGCGGCUCCCCGCGUUGCCUCGCCUCGAGUUGAUACCCGUGCGGGCGCCCAGUACAACGGAGGUGGGAAUAGCCCAGCCCCUAGCCCAACUGCCUACCAAUCAAGCAGCGUGCGCAGUCGUUACAGCCAGUCGCCUACCCCACACCGGGCCCAAGACCCGCCGUACUCUCCAAAUGACUACACUCGUCGGGCCUCCCCGGCUGCUAGCCACCGUGCGGUUUCACCUCAGCCUCAGUUCCGGCAACAAGUUCGUCCGUCCAGUGCUGGGGGCAUGGAGCUGCAAUUGUCUGGUCAGGUUGACAUGUACGGUGGUGGUGGCCGUGAUGGAUACGGGUCCCCCCGUCGUAACGAUAGCCGACCUAUGUCGUACUAUGGCGACAAUCCUCCUCCUCCUGUUGGCCGUUCUCGCAGUCGUACUUUGGCUGUUGCUGAGCCUGGAAGGAAAUUCAGUCGUGAUGGACGUCCCAUCUUGCACUUUGCUCGCGCAAUGUACAGUUACACUGCUGCCAUUCCCGAAGAACUUGGCUUCUCGAAAGGCGAUGUCCUAGCCGUUAUCCGCCUUCAAGACGAUGGAUGGUGGGAAGCUGAAGUCACAAACGCACGCGGCCACCCUGGCCUGGUGCCAAGCAACUAUCUGCAGAUUAUCUAG
This is a messenger RNA of Penicillium macrosclerotiorum, 2769 nucleotides long. RefSeq names its product formin-binding protein HOF1. The transcript has 7 exons. The coding region runs from base 1 to 2769 and encodes 922 amino acids. Gene Ontology annotation, molecular function: protein binding; phospholipid binding. The record is from RefSeq and is a predicted model, not a curated record. Gene Ontology annotation, cellular component: mitotic actomyosin contractile ring, proximal layer; cytoplasmic side of plasma membrane; cell division site. Lineage: Eukaryota; Fungi; Ascomycota; Eurotiomycetes; Eurotiales; Aspergillaceae. Gene Ontology annotation, biological process: cytoskeleton organization.